Fomitopsis serialis is the source of this 1353-nucleotide messenger RNA. RefSeq lists its product as uncharacterized. Gene Ontology annotation, molecular function: protein binding. Bases 1 to 1353 code for a protein of 450 amino acids. The record is from RefSeq and is a predicted model, not a curated record. The transcript is spliced from 4 exons. Lineage: Eukaryota; Fungi; Basidiomycota; Agaricomycetes; Polyporales; Fomitopsidaceae.
AUGCACUUCCUGCAACUAGACGUCGAUCUGGUGCUCACAAUACUCUCGCAUCUACCCCCUCCGGAUGCGUUCCAGCUAGCCUUGACGUGCAAAUCGCUUCACGAGGUGUCAAUGCAGCGGCGGCUCUCUCACAUCGCCGUAUCCCAGACGUGGACAAGAGUGCGCCUCUACAAGUUCUGCAAGUACGUCGCGACGAGCGACCUCCGCCUGCGGUGUGUCACUGGUCUCUCGCUGUCGUUCUUCCCUCCUUCGCCUAGCGGCAAAACGACGGCUUACGACCUAGCGCCACUCUUUGCUUGGGUGAUCCGGCGGAUGACCCGCCUCGCGUACCUUCGGUGUACUCGACUAGGCCAUGUCCUCAAAGCCACCCCGUGUCUCGUGGAUGCCAUCGCCGAACAUACAACCCUGACCCGGAUUGAGUUCCGAUCGUCAGACGACGAGAUGCUUCGUCUCCUCUCGCGCAUGGAGAGUCGCCCGAGCUCGGUCUUCUGCAGUUUCGCGUCCACCGGCAACACCGGCCCCAGCGUGCCCAUAUCUGAAUUUCUAGGGAGGUUCUCCAAGUCGCUUGUCGCUCUCGAGCUCGCCUGUUCUCUGCCUCUCGUGUUCGAGAAGUGGACGGGUACCGCUUCCUGGCGCUGUGGCUCCGUUCGCCACCUCACUUUGUCCCAUAGCGUCAUCAAGAAGUUGCCUAUCAUCGCUCGUACGUUCCCAAGAGUCAAGACGCUCCGCAUCGUCUUCGCUUCUAUCACGGAUCCCCAUGUCCCGGUGGAGUGGCCUACCAUCGACUAUCUCUCAACGACUUGCCCGGUCAUGCUGUCGCACCCCGUCCGUCGGAUGUCUCUCCAUGCGUCGGCGACCUGGAGCAUAAUAUUGUAUCCGGAGAUGCUCUCGCGGUCUUCUCCUAUUGUUUUGGCGUGCCAGGCGGACCCCCUUUCGAUCAAUUGUGUGGCGAGGUUUGCCCAUUGUGUCAAAUUCCUCCAGCUGUUUGUGCCCGACGUCCCCAACGCUCGUGGUUACGCGUACACGGAUGACCUCCUGAAAGUCUUACUCCCGAAGUUGACGUUCGUGCCGCUCGAGGGUAUCACGCUCAUGCUACGUCUGGACUUUGAGCUGGACGAGAUGUCGUCGCACGUAUAUGCUGAAGCAAUUGCAAGCUGCUGCCCCUCGGUGCGGUACGUCGGACUGACUGCGCACACCACAGACGCGGGCGCGGUGGUGGAUCGGGAAGCUAUCAACUACGUCUGGUACGAAGUCAUCUCUCGAGGAGGACGAGGGGGUCCUAAACUGUCUGUGCUGUCGGAAGGUGAAGGUACUUGUACGCUUAAUCUUUCACAUUUCGACCGGAAUUUGUAA